Castor canadensis (American beaver) is the source of this 2233-nucleotide messenger RNA. RefSeq names its product two pore channel protein 2-like. Gene Ontology annotation, biological process: transmembrane transport; monoatomic ion transport. Gene Ontology annotation, cellular component: membrane. The record is from RefSeq and is a predicted model, not a curated record. Gene Ontology annotation, molecular function: monoatomic ion channel activity. NCBI's taxonomy places the organism in Eukaryota, Metazoa, Chordata, Mammalia, Rodentia, Castoridae.
ACAGGACCUUCUCCUGGCAGCGGCCUACGUUUCUGAUGCCCAGUACAAUAGGAAUGUUCCAUUCCAAACAUCCCCUCAGGCCAUCAGACUUUACUACUUUUAUAAGCACUGGGCAAUGCGAGCGGCCACGUACGUCUUCAUUUGUGUACAUCUUUCCCUUGCGCUGUUUGAGGAACCUGCUUUAUUUCCACUGCCUUUCUGGGCCACCUCGAUAGCAGAAGUGCUGUGCCUGACUGUAUUCUUUGGGAGACUGGUACAUUUUGCAAAAGUCACUCCUCAGAUGGUUUUUUGGAAGGACACAAAAAACAUUUGCAUCAUGGUGACCAUCGUGCUGACCUUGAUUGAUCUGAUUAUCUAUGGCUCUCUGGAAGCUGUUUACAUCCACAGCGUUCGAUGGUCAAGACCCUUAAGACCAGUCUUCCUAAUUAAUUUCUCUGAAAGUCGUCAGAUUCGAAGGGCUUUCCGAAGCAUCCGGAACACCCUGCCUGACAUCCUCUACGUCUUCCUCCUGUUCCUUUUUAGUGUGCUCAUAUUCUCCCUUAUGGCCUUGAAGCUUUUUGGGGACAGGGGACUGAGAACAGCAGAAGGAGCUUCCUACUUCACGAACAUUCUGGAGACAGCAUUUGAGCUCUACGUGCUGGUCACUACGGCCAACAGCCCCGAUGUCAUGAUGCCUGCAUAUAACUUCAAUUGGUGGUACUCUUUGUACUUUAUAACCUAUAUCAUCAUCAAUACCUACAUCUUCAUGUCUGUCUUUCUGGCUGUGGUCUACAACAAUUACAGGAAGCACUUAAAGAAUGAGAUUCGUAAACUGGCAUACCUGAAACGACACAAAAUGAUAGAGGCAUUCAACAUUCUGAAAGUCAAGGUGGGCACAGAGUUUAUGGUAAAGGAGGCCACGUGGAAGCGGCUGGUGAAGGUGGUGGCGCCAGACAUCAGCAGCUCCCACUUGGAGCUACUUUUGAGGAUCUCCGACGAGGGACAGAAAGGGCAUGUGGACAAAACGAACUUUCUCCGCUUGGCUGACCUCCUCAACAUCCAGGUGGUCACCAUCAACAUCAAGAGACAUCCGCUGGAAGCCUGGGUACCCCGGGUAUACCAGUCGUCUGCCAGCCUUUUAAUCAAAAAGAUGGUGCGGCAUAGGAUUUUUAUCUGGGUUUAUGAUGUCAUCAUUCUAAUCAAUGCCAUAUUCAUUGCACUGGAUGAGAAAAAUCCCUUCAUCUCCUAUGCAGAAUGGCUCUUCCUUUCCCUUUAUGUAAUCGAGAUUCUCCUGAAACUGUACACGUACGAGCCCAGAGCGUAUUUCGGAAGGAAGCAGUUCUGGAACUGGUUUGACAUGCUGAUCAUCCUUGCAGCCCUGGUGGCCACUGUGGCCAAUGCUACCAUUCAGUCAGCAAGAAAAUACAACAGUCAGCAGAUACUGGAUAUUGUCUUGAUAUUGAGAAUACUGCGGCUCUUAAGGGUCAUCGUCAGCAUUCAGAGAUUCCGGGUGAUAGUGACCACUUUAAUUAACAUUGGCCCCACCAUGCUGAUGUUUGGCGGUCUUGUCUUCGUGGUCUACUAUGCGUUUGCUGUCAUUGGGAUGGAAGCGUUCCAUGGCAAAGUCCAGUUCUUUGAUCCGAAUUUCACCACUUCUGAUGCCCUGGUUUGUGGGAACCCAGCCUUAAAGGGGUCAGCAUUUGCCCGAGACAGGUACUGCAAGAACAACUUCAACGACCUCGCCUCUUCCUUUAUUGUGUUGAUGGAGCUUACGGUGGUCAACCAAUGGCAUGUCCUGGCAGAUGGCUUUGCCCUUGUGACCCACCAGGCUGCAAAGCUGUACUUCAUCUUGUUCCACAUUGUGGUCGUCAUCCUCAUCGUUAAUAUUUUUGUAGCAUUCAUCCUGGAGGCCUUCUUUGUGGCGUAUUCAUUAGAAAAAAGUGAACUAGAAACUGCCAUUGAGAAGAAGAUUCAAGAGCUCGGAGUGGGAAUCCAAGAGGACGAUGUGCAGGGUGGGAAGCUCACUGAUAAUGUGGAUGCCAAGGACAGUGGCUUUAGUGGGGAUGAUGGAGACAACAAAAGGAAGGCGUUGAAAGGACUGUACUGCAGAAUUGCAUCAAAAAAAUACAGGACUGGAUGCCUUGCUGCAGAGAUGUUCGAGUCUGAAAUUGGUCCUGAUGAGGAGAGCCCUUCUUUGGAUGAGAUUCUGAACUUCUCACCCAAUGAUAUAUACCCCAAGAAUCCCAAUUUUUGA